Messenger RNA from Sycon ciliatum, 1401 nucleotides. RefSeq lists its product as uncharacterized. The record is from RefSeq and is a predicted model, not a curated record. The coding region runs from base 320 to 724 and encodes 134 amino acids. The transcript has 3 exons. NCBI's taxonomy places the organism in Eukaryota, Metazoa, Porifera, Calcarea, Leucosolenida, Sycettidae.
AUUCCACAGCAGCAUCACGCGAGCAGCGACACAACCUGGUGUCCCGCGCAUACGAUCAGAUCAGCUUCAGUUUGACAAAGCAGGAGCCUCCACCCUCUGGCUUUCUGGGGCGAAGAGAAGCGUUUGUUUUGUUUUGUCUCCUUCGUUAGGUGGUGCAUGUAGAUGUGCGGUGUGUGCGCCCCAAGAAACCAGCUGUAACGUUCUCCUUUCACCCAGUACAGUUUUCACGAGCAACAAAUUCAAUCCCAUUGCAUCUAGCAAAUACUGGAUCAGCUUGCCCGUCACAGGAAAAUAGCUAAGCGAAGCAGUAUAUGCGACCAUGUCACAGUCGGCGUAUCAUCUGGAAGCGCAGCGGAAGCAGCGUGUUGUCGACCGAGCGAAUGAGGUGCAACUGAGGAGAGCGGGCGGUAGUGACGGCACAGCGGGUACUCUGACGGUAAAGCGCAACGGCCAGACAACACCGACCACCGUACCCCACCCGUACGGAACAGACAGCCGCUCCUCGUCUCGCACGGACAGUCGCCUUGGCUCGGCGUGUCGCUCGCAGACCAGCAGCCAGAUGAGCUACAGCCGGAGUGAGCCGGAAGGGUUCAUGCGCACCGAUUCGGCACGAUCUCGUACUCAUGCCGAUCACCAGAGGUCGCAGUCGGUGAAGGAUGCAGGAACCUUGCCACUCCGUGUUAGAAGACGUAGUUCGGAUCUGGACUAUUUGAUGCAGUGGUGACGCCAGUCUACGCGAGAGUGUCUCAGCAUGAUCUGUGUCUUCCAUGCUGUGACGACUGCAUGUGUGAUGCCCGCACUCUGCCAUACCAGCUCUGGCCUUGACUGCAGCGUUGGCCAUGCAACGCCAGCAGCCAGUGAAGCAUGGGAGACAAUACCAGGCACUGCACAUGCCUGCUUCUUUGCACUAUCCAUUCUGUUCGCCUGGUACGUACAUGUCAACAUCGAGUUCGCAUCAGUCUGCCAUUAAUAAAUUUAACGCAAUUCUCCGAUGGGUCUCACUAUGACUGUAGCUUCCUUGCAAGCGAGGUGGUGGUAUGUGCCGUGCUCGUGUCACAGCUGGCAUAGCUACUACUAGUAGUACAUGUACCACAAUUCUACCAACAACUAUGUCUACACCCGUCUGCCAAUAGAAUAAUUAUGACGGUUUUGAUUUUAAAACUAUUCAAUGCCAUUUCAUGGAAUGCAUACAUUGCAGCAGCAUCUCAGUCGCAGCAUUAUCAACGCGACCUAGACCUAACGCUAGUGAGCAUCUUCUGCGCUCGUGCAUUGUAAUUCCGGUCACCUUUUGUAGAAAGAAAAUAAGUAGUUAUGAUCACUGCGAGAAUAACAGUAGUACAGCCUGCAGCAAACUCCUCAAUCACUACCAUAAUGUGUGCACAAUACUAUCAUCCACUAGUA